Nelumbo nucifera (sacred lotus) is the source of this 1803-nucleotide messenger RNA. RefSeq names its product putative beta-1,3-galactosyltransferase 14. The record is from RefSeq and is a predicted model, not a curated record. Gene Ontology annotation, molecular function: galactosyltransferase activity. NCBI's taxonomy places the organism in Eukaryota, Viridiplantae, Streptophyta, Magnoliopsida, Proteales, Nelumbonaceae. Gene Ontology annotation, cellular component: Golgi membrane.
UACUUUGGUCUUUGGUAUCUCAUCCUGCACAAAACUCUCACCGGAGAUCAAUCUAUACGUUAUCAUACAUUCUUUUACUUUUUAUUUUUUUAUUCUAUUUAUUAUUUUCAAUUUUUUUCCUUGUAAGAUCUCUUAUUAUGUUCCAUUCCUUGAAGUGAAAUUAGUAAUUCAGUUGCUUCUUCUUUUAAUUUUCGCGCCAUGAAUGCUCUCCGGCAUUCGUUUCUGGCUCUGCUGAGAAAUCUCUGAUUUCCGUAACUUCUCUGCAAUCUCAGUAACCUUACUGUUCUUCCUGCAACCCCUAGUUUUCUUCUAAGAAAACCCUAGUUUUCUAUGGUUAUGAAGGCGAUACUUAGAAGAUAUGCCUUCGUCUCCUAAGGCCUACUACCCUCGCCCAUCGAGGUAUUCUUACGUUCGGAGAUCUUCGUUUUUGGCCUUUUGUCUUCUUAUUGGAAUCACUAGUUUUGCUUUUGGAUUGGUGUCCAUUUUAAAGCCCGCUCCUGGGUAUAAAUGUAAGAAUAGUGUAGCUAGAUCUGUCUCUGUUGUUUGGGAGAAGGGGAAACAUGUUGAGGAUCUGAAUCGCGUUAGUUCUGUUGGGAAUCAGAAAAGGUACAAAGUGAUGGGAUUUGUGGGAAUACAGACUGGUUUUGGAUCCGUUGGAAGGCGAAGAUCGUUGCGGAAGACUUGGAUGCCUUCUGAUAAGCAAGGCCUUCAACGCUUGGAAGAGUCUACGGGAUUGGCUUUUCGAUUUGUCAUAGGAAGAACAAAUGAUAAUUCAAAGAUGUCUGAGCUCAGAAAAGAGGUGGCAGAGUAUGAUGAUUUCAUGCUCUUAGAUAUCGAGGAAGAGUACAGCAAGCUCCCGUAUAAAACGUUAGCUUUCUUUAAAGCUGCUUAUGCACUUAUUGAUUCAGAUUUCUAUGUUAAGGCUGAUGAUGAUAUAUAUUUGAGGCCAGAUCGUCUUUCACUACUCUUGGCAAAAGAACGUUCUCACCCUCAAACUUACCUUGGAUGCAUGAAAAAAGGUCCAGUUUUCACUGAACCAACUCUCAAAUGGUAUGAGCCACUAUCUUAUUUGCUAGGAAAGGAAUACUUUCUCCAUGCUUAUGGUCCUAUAUAUGCUCUUUCAGCGGAUGUGGUAGCAAGCUUAGUUGCUUUAAGAAAUGACAGUUUCCGAAUGUUCAGUAAUGAGGACGUUACAAUUGGUGCAUGGAUGCUUGCAAUGAAUGUCAACCAUGAGGACAAUCAAGCACUAUGUGAACCAGAGUGCACACCAUCAUCUAUUGCUGUGUGGGAUAUUCCCAAGUGUUCAGGACUUUGCAACCCAGAAAAGAAGUUACUGGAACUUCAUGAAAUUGAGAGCUGCUCAAAAAGUCCAACUUCAUAUUAUGACGAGUAGCAUCUUUACCGGUUCCUGGUGCAAAUGGGACAACUUGUGCAGACUGCAAAAUCGCUUGGUUUACCUUUAACUGGUUUGCCAGUCGAUCACCAAUCCUGGCUUUAUAUUUUCUAAGGGUGCCAAUUUUGGUUUCAUGUUUUUCAGUUCAUUUUCCUCCUUUUAUUUUUAGUUGGGGGAGAGGGGGAGGUAUGAGAAUAUCCUUAUGAAGCCAUAAAAUUCAAAAUUCUUGGGAAUAUGGUAGAGACUUAUUUGAGAGCUCCGAUACAUGAUAACCCUGGACAUAGGAUAUACUCGUUCAUAAGCACGUUGUUUCAAAUUUUCAAUUAAAGGUGAACCAAAAUCAGCCACGGACUGAUGGACGUGAUGAUAAAUUAUAAGUUGGGCUUGCCCAUCAAUCACUUUUUCAUCCA